AUGGUCACUAAUAACGUUGCUUCAUCGUGUUUAAAUUUAAAUAGUGAUAAUUAUGAUAAACAAAGUGAUGAAAAUGUAUCAUUUUUAGUGCCUCAAACUCAAGAAAAUAUAUUAGCGGAAGUUUUACUACCUCAAUUAAUUCCUAACGUUGAAUUACAAAGUUCAAGUGAAUCAGUUAUUAAUGAUGUGAAUCCCCUUCAAUCAAAUGGGAGAAAAAAAAGGAGGAAAAGAGUCAACUAUACAAUUAGAAAGAGACAAUUGCGACAAGCCACUUUAAAUUACACUCAUCGUAAUCCUGAUGUACAUAGAAAGGCGACAAAAAAAUACGCUUCUAAUAACCCUCAUGUUAGUCGUGCAGCUACAACUAAGUACAACGAGAAACGAUUACAAAUUAAAUUAAUGUCUUGGACUUUGAAAGCUUUAUCUGGCCUUAGUUACGAACCGAGUAUUGACUAUCAAAAUGAUAAAAUUGUAAAUCUUGGGCAUCGAUUACCCUGUUCUUGGUGUCGUGCUUUGAAAUGGAAGGAUGAGGCUGAAGGAAUGUGCUGUAGUGGUGGUAAAGUUCAGCUCCCUACUCUUCAACGCUACCCAGAGCCUUUACAUAGUCUUUUAACUCAUCAGCACCCAAUCUCAGAACAUUUUCUUUCUUCUCUUCGAAAGUAUAAUGGGUGCUUUCAAAUGACGUCUUUUGGAUCAAAAGAGGUAAAGGAGGGUAGUUUUAUGACAACAUUUAAAGUGCAGGGACAAGUCUACCAUAGGAUAGGAAGCCUUAUGGUAGAAAAUAAUCAACAACCAUCAUUUCUCCAAAUAUACUUUGUUGGUGAUGAUAAUCGUGAAAGAGAAAUUCGUUGUGGGAUCUGUCCUAGUAUUAAGCCAGAGUUAAUUCACCAACUUCAAAAUUUGCUUCAUGAACACCAUCAAUACAUUAAAGAUUUUAAGGUUGCUAUUGAAUCAGUUCCUAAGAAUCAGAAAGAGUUUCAGGUUAUAGUUAAUGCUGAUAAAAAGCCUCCGGGUGAACAUCGAGGUCGUUUCAAUGCUCAAAUGGCUAAAGAAGUAGCAGUUAUCAUCGUUGGACAAAAUUUUGGAAAGAGAGAUAUCAUCCUGAACAGCAGAGACGAUAAGUUCGCGCGUAUGUUCUGUCGUGGAGAAGAUGGCUAUCACAUUAAUAUUCCUAAGCGUGAUGGAAAAACUAAGCGUCCUCUAAAUAAGACCGUGUCAGCUUCUGAGUUUUACAGUUAUAGAAUAAUGGAGCGUAAUGGAGAAGAAAAUCAUUUACUUUUAUUUCGCACUCUAUUAAAUCAAUUUUUGGUUGAUAUGUAUGCGAAAAUUGAAACUGAACGACUUAAUUGGAUUCGUAACCAUCAAACAAACUUACGAAGUGAAGAAUACGUUCACCUUAAAGACGCUUUAACGAAAACCGACGGUCAGAUAACAGAAAUAGGUAAAAUGGUUGUGCUGCCAUCUUCUUUUACUGGUGGGCCACGAUACAUGCAUGAACGAACUCAAGAUGAUAUGACUUAUGUACGUCAUUUCGGACGUCCAGACUUUUUUAUUACGUUCACUUGCAAUCCAAAAUGGAAAGAAAUUGAAGAGCUUUUAGUUCAAGGCCAAAAAUAUCACGAUAGACAUGACUUAAUAGUAAGAAUUUUUUACGUGAAAAUUAAGCAUAUGAUGAAUCUUCUGACAAAAGGUUGCAUUUUUGUCAAAACGAAGUGUCAUAUGUAUACUGUGGAAUGGCAGAAACGUAGACUUCCUCACAUUCAUAUCCUUCUGUGGUUAGAAGAAAAGCUGAGACCAGAAUCUAUUGAUAAGGUAAUUAGUGCUGAACUGCCUAAUCAAGAUCAAGAUCAAGAACUGUAUGAAAAAAUAAAAACAAAUAUGAUUCACGGUCCAUGUGGUUCUUUUAAUAGAAAUUCUCCCCGUAUGGUGGAUGGUUCAUGCACGAAAAAAUAUCCAAAACAUUUUAUAAAGGAAACCCAAUUAGGAGAAGAUGGAUAUCCUAAAUAUCGUCGGCGAUCUCCUGAAGAUGGUGGAGUAACAACAAUAAUAAAUGGAAUUAAUAUAGACAAUCGAUGGGUGGUACCGUAUAACCCUGUCCUGUGUCGUACAUUCAAAGCUCAUAUAAAUGUUGAAGUUUGCAACUCAGUGAAAUCAAUUAAAUAUAUUUGUAAGUAUAUAAAUGAGGGAUCUGAUCAAGCAGCAUUCACUGUUGGAGAUCUUGAUGAAGUGACAAAGUAUGAAGCAGGACGAUACAUUAGCACUUCUGAGGCAGUUUCGCGAAUACUGAGUUUUCCUAUCCACGAGAGAUUCCCUCCAGUUAUGCAUCUUGCUGUACAUUUAGAAAAUGGUCAACGAGUUUUUUUUAAUGAAAAUAAUAUACUCAAUCAACAAUUCUAA
This is a messenger RNA of Microplitis demolitor, 2397 nucleotides long. RefSeq lists its product as uncharacterized. The transcript has a single exon. NCBI's taxonomy places the organism in Eukaryota, Metazoa, Arthropoda, Insecta, Hymenoptera, Braconidae. Bases 1 to 2397 code for a protein of 798 amino acids. The record is from RefSeq and is a predicted model, not a curated record.